AAAAUUAAUAUAUACAACUGAAGUAAGAGUUGGCAGCGAAUCUUCUUGCCAUCGCGUAGUAUGAUGGGAUAGUGGAAGAUAGUUCAUUCAUGGCAGCUUCCUUCUCGGCUAGAAGUGUAGGAAUGGCACACUUUAAAUUUAUAGAUAUUGGCAUUAACUUAACUGAUCCAAUGUUUAGAGGCAUUUACAGAGGCACUCAGAAGCAUCAAGAUGAUUUUUCAGAUAUAAUUGCAAGAGCUGUCAAAACUGGCCUACAGAAGUUCAUGAUUACAGGAGGAAACUUACCUGACAGUAAAGAAGCCUUACAGCUUGCAGAGACUAAUGAUGCCUUCUAUUGCACUGUUGGCUGUCACCCUACUCGUUGUGGAGAAUUUGAAGAGAAUGGUCCUGAUGAAUACUUGAAUAAGUUAAAAAACUUGGCUAAAGACAAUAAGCAGAAAGUAGUGGCUGUUGGGGAAUGUGGUCUUGACUUUGACAGAUUGGAAUUUUGCCCUAAAGAAGUUCAACUCAAGUGA
Messenger RNA from Protopterus annectens (West African lungfish), 515 nucleotides. Its product is annotated as putative deoxyribonuclease TATDN1. The transcript is spliced from 6 exons. Lineage: Eukaryota; Metazoa; Chordata; Ceratodontiformes; Protopteridae. Bases 90 to 515 code for a protein of 141 amino acids. Gene Ontology annotation, molecular function: 3'-5'-DNA exonuclease activity. The record is from RefSeq and is a predicted model, not a curated record. Gene Ontology annotation, cellular component: cytosol.